Molecule: messenger RNA, 624 nt
Organism: Lottia gigantea (owl limpet)
Lineage: Eukaryota; Metazoa; Mollusca; Gastropoda; Lottiidae
Exons: 1
Biological process (GO): polyphosphate catabolic process
Cellular component (GO): cytoplasm
Molecular function (GO): phosphatase activity; endopolyphosphatase activity
Source: RefSeq, a predicted model, not a curated record
GUGGUCGGGGAUAUUCACGGAUGUUGCGACGAACUUGAAGAGAUUGUUACAGAAGCUAGAAAAGAACAUAAAGAUACUUUAUUUGUGUUUGUCGGAGAUUUGGUGAAUAAGGGACCGAAAAAUUCAGAAGUUUUGGACUUUUUGGAAAGUUUGGGCGAGCAUUACGCAGUGAGGGGAAACCAUGAUGAAGUCAUUUUAAAAGAACUGCACAAAUUUAACACGCAACCAGAUUACAAAUUUCUUCCCAAAAAUGAAUGGAUGAAAAAGUUGACUCGCAUACAAGUGGAAUAUUUGCAGCAACUACCGUACACUAUUCAGAUUCCAAGUUUGAAUUCCAUAAUCGUCCACGCAGGACUGAUUCCUGGAAAACCCUUGGAACUCACAGACUUCAAUACUUUCACCAACAUGAGGAACAUCAUAAUUGAGGAUUAUUUUAACGGAAGGGGUUUAGUAGCGUCUAAUAGCCAUGCUGUGGGUGAGCCCUGGACUUCCUUGUGGUCCGGUCCAGAGCACGUGUAUUUCGGACACGAUGCAAAACGCAAGCUUCAAUUACUACCGCUUGCGACAGGAUUAGAUACCGGAUGCUUGUACGGUGGUGCGUUAACGGGUGUAUUUAUUAACGGC